Molecule: messenger RNA, 3511 nt
Organism: Panicum hallii
Lineage: Eukaryota; Viridiplantae; Streptophyta; Magnoliopsida; Poales; Poaceae
Product: receptor-like protein 7
Exons: 2
Coding region: 13-3339 (1108 amino acids)
Molecular function (GO): protein binding
Source: RefSeq, a predicted model, not a curated record
ACCAGUAGCCAAAUGGCUCCCACAAAGGAACGUCUCCACAGCCUUAUGCACUUGUUCAUAGCAUGCCUCCUCAAGCUUAGCACCGCAGUGCCUUGCCUGCCGGAUCAGGCUUCUUCCCUCCUCCAGCUAAAAGCUUCCUUCAUUGGUGACAACUUACCAUCAUGGCAAGCUGGAACGGAUUGCUGCCACCACUGGGAGGGCGUCACCUGUGACAUGGCCUUGGGAAGACUCAUUUCCCUUGACCUCGGUGAGUUCGACCUGAAGAGCAGUCGUCUUGAUCCUGCGUUGUUCAACCUCACCUCUCUCAAGAACCUCAGCCUUGCAUUCAAUUACUUUAGUGGAGCCUCGCUCCCGGCUUCUGGGUUCGAGCGGCUCACGGAUAUCAUGCACCUCAACCUCUCGUGCACCAAUGUUUUGGAUCAUAUCCCAGUUGGAAUUGCCUGCCUCAAGAACCUUGUCACCAUUGACUUGUCUGGUAAUGGUUUGUAUUUUGAGCGGCCAAGUUUCAAAGCCUUCAUGGCAAAUAUGAGCAACCUGAGGGAGCUUUAUCUUGAUGGAGUGGAUUUAUCUAGUAGUGGAUCGACUUGGUCCACUGUUUUAGCAGACUCCGUUCCCCAGCUACAGGUUCUUAGCUUGUCUGGGUGUUCUAUGUCAGGUUCUAUCCACUCUUCAUUCUCAAAGCUUCGCUCACUUACGACGAUCGACUUGGGAUACAAUUUUGAACUCACCGGCAAAGUCCCUGAGUACUUUUCCAAACUAUCUUCCUUGACCGUUUUAGACAUAUCAAGCAAUAAGUUUGAAGGGUAUUUUCCAACAAAAAUCUUCCAGCUAAAAAGUUUGAGGAUGCUUGAUUUGUCCGAUAACCACAUGCUUUCUGUAAGGUUAACACACUUCCCAACUGGAAAUAAUCUAGAAACACUAAAUCUAAUAGGCACCAAUUUCUCUUAUGACAUGCCAUCCUCGUUUGCCAAGCUUGAGCAUUUAAAGAAAUUGGAGCUUAACGUGAUGGAUAUUGAUGACAAACUCCCUGCUUUGAUAUCUAAGCUUCCAUCAUUGGAUGACCUGCAACUCAUGGGACCAGAUACGAAGAAUCCGAUAUUAUCUUGGGUCAGCAAUAUUACCCAAUUGACACACCUAAGGUUUGGUGGUUAUGACUUCUCUGAAUCGGUUUCCACUUGGAUCGGCAAACUGACAAGGCUGGAAAGUUUGACAAUAGUGGAUUGCAGUUUCUCCAUGCCAAUACCGUACCAGAUUGGAAAUCUUACAAAAUUGGUCAAACUGAAGUUCUGGAGUUGUGACUUCCCGGAGCAAAGAAUGCCAUCGUGGAUAGGCAAUCUUACAAAGUUGGUCUCUUUCACAAUUGAUGAUUGCAAUUUCUCUGGACCAAUACCCUCAACAAUUGGGAACUUGAUCCAACUUGAGGAGCUGGAGGUCUGGUCUUCUCACAUAAGCGGAAAAAUGCCAAAGCCCUUGUUCGCUCUUCCAGCCCUGCAACGGCUUUUGUUAAUUGAUAAUCAGCUUAUUGGCUCGCUGGAAGACAUUCCCGCUCCUUUAUCCUCACCAUUGCGGGAGAUUGAUUUAAGAAGUAAUCAAUUGACAGGCCCAAUACCCAAAUCAUUUUUUCAGCUUCCGAAUCUUCAGGUUCUCGGUCUUGGAUCAAAUAAACUGACAGGCACAGUAGAACUUGGCUCUAUCUGGAGGUUGAGAAAUCUCACCUAUCUUAGCCUGGGUAACAAUAUGAUGUCACUCAUUGAAAAAGAAGGUGAUACGAUAUUCUCUCAUUCCCUUAAAAUCCAGGGCCUAUGCCUCGCAUCUUGCAACCUUACAAAAUUUCCAGCAUCAUUAGAAUAUAUUGACACUAUUCAAGAUCUCGAUCUUUCGAAUAACCAAAUCGAAGGGGCCAUACCAAGUUGGGUAUGGGAGAACUGCCUUGUUAGUUUGAACCUCUCACACAACAUGUUUACUACUUUAGAGAAGUCUCCUAUUGUAGAGAUGACACAUUUAAUGGCUCUUGAUCUCAGUUUUAAUGGACUUCAAGGAAGCAUACGGAUACCAUCAACUCCAUCCAAACUAUUUUUUUUGGAUUACUCAAACAAUGAAUUCUCUUCGAUUGAACCUAACUUUGUUGGCAAGUAUCUUAGAAAUGCCGUCAUUAUCAAUUUGUCAAAAAAUAAAUUGAGUGGCCAUAUACCACUUUCAGUUUGUAGUUUAAACAAACUUGAGUUCUUGGACUUAUCUUACAAUAACUUUUGUGGACCAAUUCCAUCCUGUCUUAUGGAAAAAGCUGACCUGACGAGCAUAUUGAAGUUAAGAGAAAACAAAUUACAUGGAGUUCUUCCUGAAAAUAUUAGAGAAGGAUGUAAGCUUCAGACAAUUGAUUUGAAUGGAAAUCGAAUUGAAGGUGUGGUACCUAGAUCUCUAGCAAAUUGCCAAGAUUUAGAGGUUCUUGAUGUUGGUAAUAAUCAGAUCGUCGAUUCAUUUCCAUCAUGGAUGGGCACUCUCCCAAAUCUUCGGAUUCUUGUCUUGAGAUCUAACCAACUCUAUGGCACUAUAAGGGAUCUUCACAGUGUCUACCAACACUUCAGAAGUUUGCAAAUAUUGGAUUUGGCCUCCAAUCAUUUCUCUGGUGACUUGCAUUCAAAAUGGUUUGAUAAUUUUAUAUCAAUGAUGAAUAUCAGCAGUGAUGUGGGGCAAAUAUUAGAGCAUCAUACAAAUUCUUCGUGGAAAGAAGUCUAUCAAGAUACUGUUAUUGUCACAUUCAAAGAUGCCGCUUUAAGUAUAACCAAAAUCCAAACCUCAUUCAAACUAAUUGAUUUGUCAAAUAACUCAUUUGAGGGUUCCAUUCCGGAUUCAAUUGGAAGGCUUGUUUCACUUCAUGGGCUUAACAUGUCGCACAAUAACUUCACAGGACAAAUUCCAUCACAACUUCACAACUUAACGAGGCUGGAAUCAAUGGACCUCUCUUGCAACAAUCUCUCGGGAGAAAUUCCACAGGAGUUUACCUCUCUAACUUAUCUUUCAUGGUUGAACCUUUCAUAUAAUAACUUGAUAGGAAGAAUACCACAAGGAAACCAAUUCUUGUCAUUUCCCAGCAGUUCAUUUGAAGGCAAUGCUGGCUUGUGUGGAAUUCAGCUUUACAAGCAAUGUGACAAUCCAGGUCCAGAUUCAACCACCCGAAGCACAUCGGUUCCAGAACCCAAUACUUUGUGGCAGGACAGACUUGAUGCCAUCACUUUCUUCCUCUUUGCUGGCUUGGGCUUUGGCCUGGGUUUUGCAUUGGCAAUCAUAUUCAGAUCCUUCUACCAUAUAGAAGUAUGGCUUUGCAAUCGUAUGUAUUAGUAAUGUAUAAGUAUUUAACAAGUGUAGUCAUGUAUGUUUGUGCUGUACUUUUUGCUGAGACAGCUUAAAUCCACUCAGCUGUAAUAAGGUUGGUUCCCGAGUUCACUCAACUUCAUAAAUGAUCCUCAAAGAGAGUUGUUAUAAGUGAAAAAUUAUUUUGCCAACUCCACAA